Messenger RNA from Leucoraja erinaceus (little skate), 135 nucleotides. RefSeq lists its product as uncharacterized. The annotation marks the transcript as partial. Lineage: Eukaryota; Metazoa; Chordata; Chondrichthyes; Rajiformes; Rajidae. The transcript is spliced from 2 exons. The record is from RefSeq and is a predicted model, not a curated record.
AAAAAAAAAGAACGCAAAAAGACGAAAAACGCAAAAAGACGACGAAAAAAAAAAAAAACAAAAAAAAGACGAAAACAAAAAAAAGACAAACGCAAAAAGAUGAUGAACGCAAAAAGACGACAAAUGCAAAAAGAC